Messenger RNA from Bombyx mandarina (wild silkworm), 717 nucleotides. RefSeq lists its product as uncharacterized. Lineage: Eukaryota; Metazoa; Arthropoda; Insecta; Lepidoptera; Bombycidae. The record is from RefSeq and is a predicted model, not a curated record.
GGCGAGUCUCAUCCAAACACAGUCUGCAUCCAACACGGGUCGUGUAAACAAUUAGUGCAUUCACCCAGUCGGCCUUCAUCAGCUAAACAAGAUGGCAACAUUAAACACCAUACUUUUCGUUUUUAUGAUUCUGGGAGCGUUUGUAAAAGCCCAAAGACCGUUUUACGCUGGCCUCAGUCCCAUAGGGUAUCCAGCCGUGGAGACUGAUUUGCUAUCGAACAGAUUCGGGGAAGACGAGGAAGCUCCUAUCGAAGUCCGAGGCGACGGCAAUCUGAUUAACCGAUUAAAUUCUUUACCAAUCGAGAACCAACCCUUCUGGUACCUGAACUGGAAAGCCUAUGAGGCUCUAAGAAAAAGACCCCAAACCUUCCAGCAAAGACCGAACAAUUUUAUCGAUAGAAAUUAAUAAAGGCAAAAAAAAAACACAAGCAUUGAAAAUCAUGAGACGGUUGCAACAAAUUCUUCAACAGUGCUUGAUGUUCGAAUUUCAAUAAUUUUUUUUCGGAAUGGCAAGCUAGACCUCAUUCGCUUUGUCGAAGUCUAUAUUAUUUGACAACAUCAUUGAACCAUAGAAGACAACAUGGCGGACAUGAAUGGAACUGAAAAUUUAAUUAGCCGUAUAGUAUUAGUAGGCAUAAAUGCCGUGCCAUAUUGUUAUAGAUUAAGUUAAUUUUAUAUUGUUCCUUUUAUGUUGAAUAUAACGCAUUUUAAAUAGUA